Molecule: messenger RNA, 1524 nt
Organism: Pseudonaja textilis
Lineage: Eukaryota; Metazoa; Chordata; Lepidosauria; Squamata; Elapidae
Product: olfactory receptor 5G9-like
Biological process (GO): G protein-coupled receptor signaling pathway
Cellular component (GO): membrane
Molecular function (GO): G protein-coupled receptor activity; olfactory receptor activity
Source: RefSeq, a predicted model, not a curated record
AUGGCCAUGAAGAAUUAUACCGGAGUGCAUGAAUUCAUUUUUGUUGGAUUUAGUGAUUUGCCAAACCUACAGAUCCCACUCUUUGCUUUUUUCCUAAUGGUAUAUAUUAUCACAGUGAUUGGAAAUGCUGGGAUGAUCCUAUUAAUCAGGAUGUGCUCACAACUUCAUACCCCCAUGUACUUCUUCCUAAGCAAUUUGUCUUUUGUAGAUCUCUGUUACUCUUCUGUUGUCACACCCAAAAUCCUACUAGACAUGGUUGUAAAGAAAAGAAAUAUUUCACUGACUGGGUGUGCUCUACAAAUGUGGUUUUUCUGUCUCUUUUUAGCCACUGAAUGUUUCCUCUUGGCUGUAAUGGCAUAUGACCGGUAUAAAGCCAUUUCCAAUCCACUUUUAUAUACAGUCAUCAUGUCACCGAGAUUGUGUACCAGAUUGGCAAUCAUUCCUUACCUUGUGGGAAUGCUAAAUGCUACCACACAUACAACUUUAUCUUUUCAACUGACCUUCUGUCAUGGCAAUAUAAUUAACCAUUUCUUCUGUGAUAUCCCUGCAGUCAUAUCCUUAUCCUGUUCAGACACUCAGUUCAACAAGGGAAUGGCAAAAACAAACUAUACCUUGGUGUAUGAAUUCAUCCUACUUGGAUUUGCUGGGUCUCCAGAAUUACAGGUUUUGCUCUUCAUUUUCUUCCUGAUAAUUUAUUUCAUUACCUUGCUGGGAAAUUUUGCAAUGUUUCUGUUAAUUCAGAUAGACUCUCGACUUCACACCCCCAUGUACUUCUUCCUCAGUAACCUGUCAUUACUUGACCUUUGCUAUUCUUCUGUGGUCACCCCAAAGAUGUUGAUAGGUUUUAUAACAGAAAGCAAAACCAUUUCCAUAAGUGAAUGUGCAACACAAAUGUGGUUUUUUGCCUUCUUCGUGGCUGCUGAAUGUUAUCUCUUAGCAUCCAUGGCAUAUGAUCGGUAUGUAGCUAUUUCUAAUCCAUUGCUUUACACGGUUAUUAUGUCUAGGAAAACCUGUCUGUUACUCUUAGUUCCACCUUGUUUUGCUGGACUAUUAAAUGCCAUGACACAUACAGUUAUGACUUUCCAAUUAACUUUCUGCAAGUCCAAGAUCAAUCAUUUUUUCUGUGAUAUCCCUGCUGUCAUAUCCCUCUCCUGCUCUGAGACACAAAUCAACAAGAUGGUGCUUUUUAUGAUGUCCUUCACUCAUGGCUCUCUCAGCAGCAUUUUUAUUAUUAUCUCUUACAUCUAUAUUCUUUGUGCCAUCCUGAGGAUCCGAUCUGUGGAGGGCCAGCGGAAGGCUUUCUCCACCUGUUCCACCCACUUCAUUGCCGUUUCCAUCUUCUUUGUCACUCUCUUCUGUAUAUAUGUGCGGCCCAGCCAUAGUUUUCUAGCAGACCAGGGCAAGAUGUUUUCUGUGUUUUAUGCAGUGGUCAUCCCCAUGUUAAACCCACUGAUCUACAGCAUAAGGAACAAGGAAGUACAAGAUUCCAUAGGGAGAGUGAUCAGAAGAAAAAGAUUUCCAUGA